AUGGAGAACGAUUGUUUUGAUAAAUAUGGACGCAUGAUCAGCAUCAGAACUGGUCGAGCGUCUGUUGCAGGCUCCCUUCGAAACACCAUCGAUGAGACCUCGCGCAUCGAUUGGUACGAUUGGCCAGCCAUGGAGCCUAGUUUACUGGCAGGCGGCUCAUUGCUCCAGCCUCACUACCGGCCUCCGAAAACAAAGGUCUCGAUGGAUGUAGCUCUACAUGAAACAACAAUAGAGCUCAAGCCUUACGUCGAGAACGGAAAGUCACGAAUCAAGACGUGGGAGUUCACCAAGUGCAUGAACGCCUUGCUCUCAAGCAUCAGCAUCCCGGUCUGCGAACAUCGACUCGAUUCGUCCUACGAGUUGCAGAAGAACAACGAGGUGGCCCUCGAGGGGUUUCACAUUGCGAGUUACAAGAAGCGGUCUUCAGAACGAAGAUUCGACAUUAGCAAGGAAUGA
This is a messenger RNA of Colletotrichum gloeosporioides, 456 nucleotides long. RefSeq lists its product as uncharacterized. NCBI's taxonomy places the organism in Eukaryota, Fungi, Ascomycota, Sordariomycetes, Glomerellales, Glomerellaceae. The transcript has 2 exons. The coding region runs from base 1 to 456 and encodes 151 amino acids. The record is from RefSeq and is a predicted model, not a curated record.